This is a messenger RNA of Cuscuta campestris, 1842 nucleotides long. Lineage: Eukaryota; Viridiplantae; Streptophyta; Magnoliopsida; Solanales; Convolvulaceae. The record is from the annotation of a GenBank genome assembly.
GCCCUGCUGCCUGCUGGUUGUUGCAGAUAAAAUUAAAAUUAUUUUUAUAAAAAAAAAAGAAGAAGAGGAAAUAUUCUUCUUCACCUUUCAUAUUUCCCCUUCUUUUUUUUUAAAUUAUUAAUAAAAAAAGAUCUUUAUUUUGAGCUCAUUUAAUUUAAUUAAGUCCUUUCUUUGAUUUACAACAAUAACAGCACAGAAAGAAAAAAAAAAGCAACCUUUUUUUCUUCAUCAUCAUCAUCAUCAUCAUCUGAUAGAUCUUCCUGCAGAGAAAAACAAUGAUGUCUGGGGAUGUCUUCUCUAUCCCUUCUUGUCUCAAACCCAUUCUUCUUCCCGAUCCUCAAGACCCAAACCCUAAGCCCAAUCCUCCAUCCAAGAGGAGAAGAAAUCUCCCAGGCACUCCAGAUCCAGAUGCGGAGGUGAUAGCGCUGUCCCCGAAGAGUCUGAUGGCGACAAACAGAUUCGUGUGCGAAAUCUGCAACAAAGGGUUCCAGAGGGACCAGAACCUGCAGCUCCACCGGAGGGGCCACAAUCUGCCGUGGAAGCUGAAGCAGAGGGCGAGGCCGCCGGAGGUGGUGAGGAGGAAGGUGUACAUAUGCCCCGAGAAGAGCUGCGUCCACCACGAGCCCUCCCGCGCCCUGGGCGACCUCACCGGCAUCAAGAAACACUUCAGCCGCAAGCACGGCGAGAAGAAGUGGAAGUGCGACAAGUGCUCCAAGAAGUACGCCGUUCACUCCGACUGGAAGGCCCAUUCCAAGACUUGUGGCACCAGAGAGUACAAAUGUGAUUGUGGCACACUGUUUUCCAGGAAAGAUAGCUUUAUUACACAUAGAGCUUUCUGUGAUGCUUUGGCGGAAGAGAGUGCAAGGAUCACUUCUGUCGCUGCAAAUUCUAUGAGCUUCAGAAAUGGCAAUGAGAGUUUCCUGAAUUUGCCCCCCGGAAUCCCACACUUUCCGGCCAGAUUCCAGCCGGAUUUCCCCCAGAAACCGCCAAGGCCGUCUCUGUGGCUAGACAAUGCGGUGAAUAAUAAUAAUAGUAAUAAUAAUAAUUCUCACCACCACCACCACCACCUUACCGGUCCGGAUCUUCAUCAGAUGUCUGGAAAAAUUUUCGGGGGGAUUAGCUCCGGCGGGCUGCCGGAUAUGUUGCACAUGGAUGAUUCUCCGGCCACCAUCAUGUACCCCCCACCGCCAUCUUCGAUUGAGAAUUUCGGGACCGCGAAUCUGUCGUUGGCUUCUCUCCCCCGGCAACACGAUCAGGGCGGUGGAGGGGGAGGAGAGAUGGUGGCGGAAACGUUGAACUCGAUGUACUCUUCGCGGGCCCCUAUGUCGGCCACGGCUCUCCUCCAGAGAGCGGCCCAGAUCGGGUCAACGAAGAGCAACCCGGCGUUCUUCGGGAACGGAUUCGGGCUCAUGACCUCCGCCUCGUCGUCCUCGUCGAACAACAACUUGCCGGGCUUCAUCCGCGGGAAUGAGAGCGGGGCGGAGCACUCGUCGCCGUGCUUGAUGCAAGGCCGCCGCCAACACCACCACGGCGGCGGGGUGUCGUCGUUAUUGAGCGCCGGCGUCAACUUGACGAGGGAUUUCUUGGGGAUGGGGAACGAAGGGGGGCGGCCAUUUAUGGACGAUGAGGAGCUUGCCAAGUUUGCAUCUUCCAUGGGUUCAUCAGCAGGCGCCAUGGAUUUGGGCACCCAUUUCGGAACUGAUGAUGCUGAUGAUCAUCAUCUUCUUCUUCAUCAUCAUCACCAUUAGCGAGCUCAUCAAUAUCUGGUGGUUUAGUACAGUGCAAUGUCAUAUUAGGCGUUAAUUUAAUGAAUCGGUACAAAAUUAAAUUCUAAGUUGUUUC